This is a messenger RNA of Microthlaspi erraticum, 1272 nucleotides long. The record is from the annotation of a GenBank genome assembly. Lineage: Eukaryota; Viridiplantae; Streptophyta; Magnoliopsida; Brassicales; Brassicaceae.
AUGGAUACGGUUCGAUUGUUCUUAGGCGUAGCUGCAGCAAAGGGAUGGGAUGUUCAACAGAUGGACGUCCAUAACGCCUUUCUCCAUGGUGAUCUCAACGAGGAGGUUUACAUGAAGUUGCCUCCAGGAUUCAAGACAGCAGAUCCAACAAAGGUGUGCAAACUUCGAAAAUCUCUUUACGGUCUCAAACAAGCACCGCGCUGCUGGUUCGCCAAACUGAGUACUGCUUUGAAAGAGUAUGGUUUUAAACAGUCUCUCUCUGAUUACUCACUUUUCACUUAUGAGCGACGAAGUGUCAAGGUGAAUUUGUUGGUUUAUGUUGAUGAUCUGAUUAUCUCAAGUAACACGGCAAAAUCUAUGAAGUUUUUCAAGGCCUACUUGUCAUCUUGCUUUCACAUGAAGGAUCUUGGUCAACUUAAGUACUUUUUGGGGAUUGAGGUGGCCAGAAACUCAACCGGCUUUUACUUGUGUCAACGCAAGUACACAUUGGACAUUAUCAAUGAGGUGGGGUUGCUUGAUGCUAAACCGUCGACAUUUCCGCUAGAACAGAAUCACAAGCUAGCUUUAUCCACCUCUCCAAUACUUAGUGAUCCCGAGCGUUACCGCAGAUUGAUUGGGCGUCUUAUCUACUUAGCGGUAACGCGUCCUGAACUCUCCUACUCUGUUCAUAUUAUGGCUCAGUUUAUGCAAGUGCCGCGACAAGCUCACUGGGAUGCGGCAUUACGCAUAGUUCGUUAUCUGAAACACAAUCCAGGACAAGGGAUUUUGUUGAAAAGCUGCUCAGAUUUAAAGAUUAGAGGAUGGUGUGACUCGGACUAUGCUGGUUGUCCUCUAUCAAGGAAGUCUCUUACUGGCUACUUUGUACAAUUUGGUGAUUCUCCAAUUGCUUGGAAAACCAAGAAACAGAAAACAGUGAGUCGGUCUUCUGCAGAAGCUGAGUACCGUGCAAUGGCUCAUCUCACCUCUCAGCUUAUCUGGAUGAAGAGAAUUCUUAUUACACUUGGAGUUCCUCAUCCCGAACCAAUGUCACUGUAUUGCGACAGUAAAGCGGCGAUCCACAUCGCUACUAAUCGAGUGUUCCAUGAAAGGACAAAACACAUUGAAGUUGACUGUCACUUUGUGCGUGAUGAGCUCCUAAAAGGUACCUUGCAAGCUACACAUGUCUCUACACAUUUACAAUUAGCUGACAUUUUGACAAAAGCGUUGGGUCGGCGAGAAUUUGUAGAAUUUCUUGGCAAGUUGGGCAUUAUGGACCUUCAUACUCCAACUUGA